This is a messenger RNA of Drosophila yakuba, 805 nucleotides long. RefSeq names its product ATP synthase subunit s, mitochondrial. The transcript has a single exon. Lineage: Eukaryota; Metazoa; Arthropoda; Insecta; Diptera; Drosophilidae. The record is from RefSeq and is a predicted model, not a curated record. The coding region runs from base 110 to 721 and encodes 203 amino acids.
AAGUUUCUAUACGAAAACGUUUUAAUUCUUUCCAAAUUGACAAACUGGCAUCCCACAACAAAGUGUUGCAAAACAACGGACGGACCCAGCUGAUCCGCCUAUCGCCAAAAUGUUGUUAUUAAAUAAGCUGCCCAGGAUAACGCAGCUUUUCGCCAGGGAUCCCAAGGAUCAGCGAGGUAUCUGGGGCUAUGUGGCUGUCGCCUUCAACCAGGUGGACGCGGAACGGCUAUCAAAAGUGGGUGCCAACCGCCUGUGCGCCGAGUGGAUUAUUAAAAACGGAGGCGGAGUGCGCUUUGUGGAGGCUCCCUCCAGGCUGUGGAAGGAUUACAACUCGUUGCCUGGAGAAAACACACAGUUCUGCAUAAAAGUGGUGGACGCGUCCAAUUCGUCAAUCAUGAAAAUAGGACUCGAACACUUGAAGAACUGCAAAAGCAUCGACACAGUCAUCUUCCACAAUUGCAAGCACUUGGAGAACGACGGUUUGGAGGGACUGCAUCACAUUAGCAGUUCUCUGCAGCGACUUCAGGUCUCCGGUUGUUACAACAUCACAGAUUCCGGUCUUGCUGUGAUCGGGGAGCUCAAGAAUCUGCGACAACUGCUCAUAUUCGACAUGAUUUUCGUGAAGAACAUGGAGGCCGUAGCAGCCAGUCUGAAGAAACAGCUUCCCAACUGCGAUAUCAAGGCUACCAAAAUGGGCCUUACUUUGAAGACCAAAGAGUAAUCCCAAGCAGAUUAUAAACUUAUUGGUUUGGUCCAAUGUUGUCAAUAAAACCUUUUGCAGUGUUGAGAAAGGCUCAGAAACUAA